This is a messenger RNA of Bacillus rossius redtenbacheri, 3513 nucleotides long. RefSeq names its product high affinity cAMP-specific and IBMX-insensitive 3',5'-cyclic phosphodiesterase 8-like. The record is from RefSeq and is a predicted model, not a curated record. NCBI's taxonomy places the organism in Eukaryota, Metazoa, Arthropoda, Insecta, Phasmatodea, Bacillidae. Gene Ontology annotation, biological process: regulation of DNA-templated transcription; positive regulation of ERK1 and ERK2 cascade; signal transduction. The transcript is spliced from 17 exons. Bases 201 to 2795 code for a protein of 864 amino acids. Gene Ontology annotation, molecular function: 3',5'-cyclic-nucleotide phosphodiesterase activity.
GUAGCCGCGUAGCGGUAACACCUCGGGGCCUAAGUGUCGUCGCGUUAGCAUGGGAAGUGCCAUCUGGGAACUGGAAACGGCCAUAGUUCGUCUACUGACAGUCACGUCCACUGACAGGCUCGACUACCAGCAGGGGGCCAUGCGCGGCUAGGGCGGGCCCCGGGGGCGUCUUGGCCCGCUGCCCGCCGCGCCAGGAUGUGAUGGGCUGUGCGCCCAGCAUUCUGCCCGGCCGCGGGCCUCGCGGCGGGGACGAGGCGCCGCGCUGCAACAGCACAGUGAGUGGUGGCAUCUUGUGUGUUGCAGUGAGUGGUGGCGGGAGCAGAACAUGGAGGUUUGGACGUUCGGCGAAGUCGGCGAGUACCAACAAUAAGGCCGCCAGCAACUCGAAGGCUACCGGCGUCCAGCCGCCCGGCCACCGGCCUGUGCGCCCCGCCUCCGCCGCCUCCGCCGCCCCUGCGGCGGACGUCGACGGCCACCCCGCCGCCGCCGAGACCUGCGGCACCCGGGUGGUGCUGGUGUUCCCCAAGGACGACGCGCAGCUGGACGCGCUGUGGCUGGCGGGCGAGCGCCUGGGGCUGGCCCUGCAGGUGGCGCGCUCCGCCGAGGCCGCCGCCGACUGCCUGGCGGCGCGGCGAGGCGCGCUCCUGGUGCUGGUGGACUGCCGCCAGCCGCGCCUGCUCGACCCCGAGGCCGUGUGCCGCGCGGCGCGCCUCGCCGGCCCCGCCUCCCGCGCGCUGCUCGUCGCCGUCGUCAGGCGCAGCCUCGUAGAGAAGGAUGAAUCAGUCGCACAGAACUUCCUUGCCGCCGGGUUCAACAGGGUGAUGGCGGAGACGACCAGCGCCGCGCUGUGCGCCAACGAGCUGCUGCUGCUGGACCGGUGCGACCUGGCGCCGCGCGUCCAGGCGUCUCUGGCCAACCAGGCGAUGGCCUUGGCGCUGGCCCGCAGCGGCGACCUCGUGCACAUCACCGACUCCGCGCACAGGAUACAGCACGUGAGCAAGCUGGCCGAGCAGUGCCUGGGCUACGCCAGCCAGAGCCUCGUGGGCAGACACCUGCUGGAGCUGUGCGUGUCGGAGGGCCUGGACGCCAUGCAGCUGGAGCUGGAGAAGGGCCGCGAGUGGGAGGGCCUGCUGAGCUGGCGGUGCCGCACCGGGGACACCUUGUCGCUCAGCACGCGCGUCUACCCGGUGGCGCUGCCCGGCAGGACUCCGGCGCAGUACGUGUACAUCCACGAGCCGCCCGCUGGGAUGGAGAACCGCAACUCUCAGACGUCCAGCCACCAGCAGGCGAUAAUGCACCGGGGCAGUCUCAACUCGGUCAGGAAGGGCUCCACCGACAUCCGGUCCAUCAGCAGCGAUGGUACUCGGCGGCAAAGUUUGGCCAAAAUACACUCGCUUUCCUUGCAGGCACCCAUCACCAAGGUCAUUGAACUCAUUUCUUCAGUUCAAGAAGAUGCCACUGAACAAGUAGCUCUUGUUCUUGACAAGGUGUUAGAAAUUUUACGCACAACAGAGCAACUGUAUGGCCCCGCAACAAUGCGGGAAAGGAAUUUAAAAACACAGGACCCAGUGACAAGUGAUUUGAUAUCAGCUCUUUUGACGCAAGGCGGCACGCCGGGCAACGUGUCGACGACCCGCCGCAGCUCCAGCGAGUCGUCCAACAUCCGCAUGUCGCUGAAGCAGCAGCCGACAAGCAAGGCGUCCAAGCUGCUGCCGCUCUCGGCCAAGGCCAAGGACCUGCUCGACCGGUCGCUGGACUGGGAGUUCGACAUCUUCAGGCUCGAGAAGCUCACCGAGUUCAGGCCGCUGGUCCACCUCGGCAUGAGCCUGUUCCUCCACUUCGACUCGCACUUCGCGCUGGGCUGCGACGAGACGACGCUGAAGAACUGGCUGACGCUCGUCGAGUACAACUACCGCCGCCGCAACUCGUACCACAACUCGACGCACGCCGCCGACGUGAUGCAGUGCGCCGCCUGCUUCCUGGACGCCGGGAAGCUGCGCGCCGUGCUGGACCCCUUGGACCGCGCCAUCUGCCUCGUGUCGGCCGCGGCGCACGACAUCGACCACCCGGGCAAGUCGAGCGCCUUCCUCUGCAACUCGGACCACGAGCUGGCCUGCCUGUACAACGACAUCAGCGUGCUGGAGUCUCACCACGCGGCGCUCACCUUCAAGCUCACCGUGUCCGACCCGCGCGUCAACAUCUUCCAAGGCCUGGAGCGCGACACCUACAAGGUGGUGCGGCAGAAUGUCAUCGACAUGAUCCUGGCCACGGAGAUGACGCGCCACUUCGAGCACCUCACCAAGUUCGUGAGCGUGUUCAGCAGGCCCGGCUCCAAGGACGAGGAGCUCAGCAUCCUGGAGGCGAGCGAGGCGAUAGACCCGUUCCACACGUACAGCCUGGAGCAGCUGUCGCUGGUCAAGCGGAUGCUAAUCAAGUGCGCCGACGUGUCCAAUCCGACGCGGCCCGUCCACAACUGCGUGGAGUGGGCGCUGCGCAUAGCGGAGGAGUACUUCACGCAGACAGACGAAGAGAAAGCGAACAACCUGCCAGUGGUGAUGCCGUUAUUCGACAGAGCUACCUGCUCCAUUCCAAAAUCUCAGAUCGGUUUCAUGGACUUCAUCAUCAGAGAGAUGUUCGAGGCUUGGGAAGAAUUCAUUGAAAUGCCGAAGCUACUGGAAUACAUGGAGAAGAAUUACACUUUCUGGAAAGACUUGGAGACAAGAGGCAUUGUGAGCUCACGAGAUAUUGAACGUGACAGAAAAGAUCGUCUGAGAAGCAUGGCUGCCUCUACGUAAAUUUUGUGAUGUGUCUGUAUUCUGUUUUGUAAAAUUUGGUGAAAAUCAAUCUCUCUCGAGACAAUUUCUUCCUUCAACCUUGAUGUUCAUUGGUGUUAAAAAAAUAAAAAGGGGGGAGAAAAAUCAUAACUUGCCUUCCGAUUGUCGUCAGUGAAAAGAGUUUUUAUUGUGUGACCGUUGAAGAUGAAUUGAGUCAUUACUUGUAAUUUGCCGGUAUGAAACGAUUUUUUUCUCGAGAAUUAAAGUAUUAUUUUAAGAAAUAUAAUUUAUUAUCACGGUUAUGUACAUUGUAAGUAUUUUUGUUAAAUUAUUCACAUGGUACCUGUUUGUUUGCACUCGUUAUUACGUAAUUUACAAACUGUAACACUUUUUUUUGUUGGCUACAUGUAUAAAUGUUUGUUCCCAGUGGAUUUUUUAAAUGUUGGUGUUACUGAACUCUAAGUGUUUGCUUUAAGCGACUUCAUUACGAUUUAUGUUCCCAGAAAAUCUUUUCAUUUUAUUAAAACCGUAUUGUUUAGUAAUGUUUGUGUUAUUUCACUCAUGUUCUUUUGAGUACACUGAUCAAGUAAUCAAAUUUUAAUAGACGCAAAAUAAUAUUCCAUCUUAAAUAUUUUGUUUGUAAAAUUUUACAUAAUAUAAAAAAUAAACUGACUUUUUAUUUGUAAUUAUUAUGUAUGAAUUUUAUUAACGUUGUAAAAAAUUAAAGAUAUUCAGUAUA